This is a messenger RNA of Daphnia carinata, 933 nucleotides long. Its product is annotated as protein Star-like. The annotation marks the transcript as partial. The record is from RefSeq and is a predicted model, not a curated record. NCBI's taxonomy places the organism in Eukaryota, Metazoa, Arthropoda, Branchiopoda, Diplostraca, Daphniidae. Gene Ontology annotation, molecular function: S-adenosylmethionine-dependent methyltransferase activity. The transcript is spliced from 4 exons.
AUAGAUUACAUGAAUGCAAAUAAAUUGCCGCAAGAUCAUCCCUGCGUUAUCGAAACUAUCCGACGACAUUACCUGAACAAACCUUCCCCGCCAGACGUGCCUCUAAAACUUGCUUCGGACGAUAGUGAUGACCGAUCGCCAGGACAAACUGGAGUCAUAUUCAGACUCUUGAAAAAUCAGACGAAAGGAUUUUUUGUGGAAUGUGGUGCCCUAGAUGGUGAAUAUCUCUCGAAUACUAUCGAUCUAGAACGUAAAUUCAACUGGAGUGGCGUCUUAAUCGAAGCCAAUCCACUCGUGUUCGAAUCGCUCUUGUCACGCAACCGUAAAGCAUGGACUUUACCAAUCUGCCUCAGCUUAAAACCGUAUCCUACUCAGGUUAGCUUUCAACCAAAACAGAACAGUGGCCUAAGUCACAUCGAAGGUGUGGCCAAAACAUUGCAGGAACCUGGGGAACCUGGAAUCGACCCUAAUCUAGUGACAGUCCAAUGCUUUCCUUUUUAUUCUGUUCUGCUGGCAGUUGGACGUACUAAGGUUGAUUUUUUCAGUUUGGAUGUCGAAGGCCACGAGCUCGAAAUCCUCAAAACUAUACCGUGGCACAAAGUUGACAUUAAGGCCCUAACAGUGGAAUGGGAUAAUAUACCGGAUGGUCAGGAAGCUCUGUCCCGUUUCAUGGAAGCAAGCGGAUUUAUUAGAGUUGGCGCAUUUGAUUUCCGCUUCACACGGGAUGUCAUCUUCAUUAAGGAUUUAAUCAACACUUAGCUGGACGUGGCGAUUAAUAUCUGUCUAGGAGGAAAAUUUCAUACAUUUUUUGCCGGGUAAAAGCAAAAUUAAAUUAGUCGUUUAUUUGCAAAUGUUCUAGCGUCUUUCAUUUUGCCCCGUUUUCUUGUUGACAAUACACAGGGCCUAAUUGUUUUCUUGAUUUAGGCAAAAGAU